Pipra filicauda (Wire-tailed manakin) is the source of this 2734-nucleotide messenger RNA. RefSeq names its product ataxin 7 like 3 (gene ATXN7L3). NCBI's taxonomy places the organism in Eukaryota, Metazoa, Chordata, Aves, Passeriformes, Pipridae. The record is from RefSeq and is a predicted model, not a curated record. Gene Ontology annotation, molecular function: transcription coactivator activity. Gene Ontology annotation, biological process: positive regulation of DNA-templated transcription; regulation of transcription by RNA polymerase II. Bases 99 to 1121 code for a protein of 340 amino acids. Gene Ontology annotation, cellular component: DUBm complex; SAGA complex. The transcript has 13 exons.
CCGGCCCCGCCCCGGCCCCGGCGGACCCUCCGCGCCGGUCGCCCCCCCGUGUCCCGUGCUAUGAGUGUUCGCCGUGACUUCUCCGCGAGCAGCUGCAAAUGAAAAUGGAGGAUAUGUCUUUGUCUGGCCUGGAUAACAGCAAACUGGAGGCCAUCGCACACGAGAUCUACACGGAGCUGGUGGAGGAUGCCUGCCUGGGGCUCUGCUUCGAGGUGCACCGGGCUGUCAAGUGUGGGUACUUCUUCCUGGAUGACACGGACCCCGACAGCAUGAAGGACUUUGAGAUCGUGGACCAGCCGGGCGUGGACAUCUUUGGGCAGGUGUACAACCAGUGGAAGAACAAGGAGUGCGUGUGCCCCAACUGCAGCCGCAGCAUCGCCGCCUCCCGCUUCGCCCCCCACCUGGAGAAGUGCCUGGGCAUGGGCCGCAACAGCAGCCGCAUCGCCAACCGCAGGAUCGCGAGCAGCAACAACCUGAACAAGUCAGAGAGUGACCAGGAGGACAACGACGACAUCAACGACAACGACUGGUCCUAUGGCUCUGAGAAGAAAGCAAAGAAGAGGAAAUCGGAUAAGAACCCCAACUCGCCCCGCAGGUCCAAGUCCCUGAAACACAAAAAUGGCGAGAUCGGUGGGAACCCCGAUCCCUUCAAGUACAGCAACUCGGCAGGAAUCAACUACGAGACGCUGGGCCCCGAGGAGCUGCGGACACUGCUCACCACGCAAUGCGGGGUCAUCUCCGAGCACACCAAGAAGAUGUGCACCAGGUCCCUGCGGUGUCCCCAGCACACGGAUGAGCAGCGCAGGGCAGUCCGGGUUUACCUCCUCGGUCCCUCCGCGUCCCUGCCCGAGGCAGAGGCCGGCGUGGAGAACGACAGCUUCGAGGUGGCCGAGAGCCAGGCCCUCAUGAGCCGCCUGCAGUGGGACGGCUCCUCCGACAUCUCCCCCUCCGACUCGGCCUCCUCCAAAGCCAGUACAAACAACUCCGAGUCCCGCAAGACCAAGAAGAAGAAGCCCCACCUGGGGCUGGUGAGUGGUGCCCCAGGGCUCGGCUCCAGCAAGAAGAAGAAGCCCAAGCCCCCCGCCCCCCACACCCCCAGCAUCUAUGACGACAUCAACUGAGCCCCCCAGAGCUGGGGGGGGCCCAGGACGGACAGACGGACGGCCACGGGCCGGGGCAGCCCCCCCAGAGCCCCCUGGGUUGGACACAAAGUGGGUACCUGGGGCACGGAGGACUCGGCCGUCGCUGGAGCGGGGCUGGAUCUGGGGAGCCCCCACUAGUGCCCCCGUUCCUCCCUGCCUGCCCCAGUGCCUCUAUUUAUUCUGUGACAGUUUUUGUACGUGGGGCUCCCGUUGGGGCACUGAGGGGGCACCUGGCUCGGACAUGGGGGUAUGACCACCCCCUUCCCCUCCCCAGUGCCCCCCAAACCCAGCUGUGCCCCCUCCCAUACCCACUCCUCACUUACCCCAGCAGGGUGAGGGGCACCUGAACCCCCCGGGCAAGUCCAGGCCUGGGUGAGCGGGGUGUGGAUCCCCUCUGCUGCAGGGUUUUGGGGUGAGCCCCCCCCCGGGCUGCCCCCCCAUCCCUGCCCCGGGCUGGCUCUCGCUGGUCGGGCUGGCUCAGGGGUGGGGGGCACGCUGGAGGGGGGUGUUUCCCACUCAGAGGACAAGUGGGGACACCCCUGUGCCCCAAAUCUCUUCAGCUGUGGGGGCCUGGCAGUGCCCUCACAGGGGGCUUCGGGGGGGCUGCAUGCUGCAUCCUUCGUGUUUGGGGCUGUUGGGGGGGGCUCUGGAGGUGGGGGGGUAGCUGCUGUGACCGUCUCUGUGCUGAACUGUGUGGGGAGGGGGGGCCCCAACCUGCCAGGGACAGCCUGGGGGGGCUGAGAGUGGAGCAAAAUGGGGGGGGUAGGCACAGCACAGUCUGGCUUCAAGGCAGAGCCCCCCCACCUCAUCCCCCCAGGGCAGCUCUGUUGUUCCGCUCCCCGCAUGCCCGGGGACCUGCUGCUGCAGUCAGGGGGGUCAUUGGGGACCCCCCACCAGCUCUGGCUGGUGUUUGCACUCCCACAGGCUCUGCUUUUGGCUGGGGGGGCCGGGACCAGCGCCCUGCUGUGUGGGCUGGGGGGGGGACAGGUCCCUCUGGCUGGAUCCAGGUCACCCCCAGCCCCACGAUAACCCGAGCUGUUCUCCAUCACAGGGGCUGCAUCAGGGACAGGGUUGGUUCUGUCCCCUCCGUUGUACCCCCCCAUGGCUGUCUGACCCCCCCACCCCCCUUGGCCCUGUGUCCCUGGGGGGGGACUGUGUCUGUCCCCCCACCCCAGUGCCCUGGCUCGUCCUCUCGGUGGGGCUCACAAAUUAUGGUGCUCUCGACUCUGGAUUCACUAUUGUUUUCAAACUGCUGCUAAAGGCUGGGCUGGGGGGGUUCCACAGAGCCCUGGGCACCCCAAAAUGCUGCGGGGGGGCCCCUCCUCACUGCAUGGGGACCCCCGUGUGGCCCCUCCCGGUGUGGCUUUGGGGCUGGGGGGGCCUGGCCACCGGAGCACACCGAGCUGGCCUUAGUGUGCCCUGGGGCCUGCAGAUGGGGGUGUGGGCACCCAAAAACACAGGGGGUCACCCUGAGCCCCCCGCAGCUGCUUGGGGAGGGCACAGUGAGCUGGGGUCUUGGGGGGGGGAACAGCUUGAGCCCCUCUGGCUGCGGGAGAGGCGCUGCAAAUUUGGGGUCCAAGGGGUGUAACGGG